AUGUCGCAAUACUACGGCGCACCGCCAAACCAGGGAGGCUACGCCCCUCCCAACGCCCAGAACCUGCAGUUCUACCCCUCCUCAUACACACAGCCCGUGUCCGGCCACGCGACACCCUCACAAGCAGCAUACGGCUACGGCGGGCCCUCUUCGUCUGGCGGUGGCGGCUAUGGCGUAGGAACCGGCGGCGUUGGCGGCUUCUCCUCGGGCUUCGGCGGCGGCGCGGCUGGCGUCGGUGUUUCGGGUCGCAUGGGCGAGCAGGGAGGACUGAGGACCGGAUGGCUGGCGGCCUUUUCGACGGAAGGGUACGAGGGCGAGCCUCCGCUGUUGGAGGAGCUGGGUACCCUAGCAGUCCUCAACCCCUUCGGCCGCAUCGACCAACAUCUAAUGGACGACUCGGACAUGGCCGGCCCCGUCCUCUUCUUCUUCCUCAUGGGCACCUUUCUGCUCCUGUCCGGCCGCGUCCACUUCGGCUACAUCUACGGCCUGGCCCUCUUCGGUUCCAUCAGCUUGCACGUCAUCCUCUCGCUAAUGGCCCCCUCCUCCUCCUCUGGUGGCCCCUCGGGCCCCGGUGCCGUCCCCGGCGGCGUCCCAGGGGGCCCACAAGCAGGCGGCUACUCGGCCUACCCUGGCCCCUCCGCAACCUCGGUCUCCUCCUCAUCCAUGUCCGCCGCCGACCACGACCACAACACCGGUCCUUCCACUUUAACUUUCGCCCGCUCCGCUUCUGUCUUGGGGUACUGUCUCCUGCCCCUGGUGAUGACCAGUCUUGUCGGGAUCGCGAUGCCCAUGGAUACUCCCCUGGGAAUCGUCUUGACGAGCAUGGCUAUUCUGUGGUCGACGUAUUCAGCUAGCGGCAUCUUUUGCACCGUGUCGAGGAUGAGGAGCAUGCGCGCGCUGGUGGCGUACCCGCUUGCCCUGUUUUAUGUGGGGUUCGGCAUCAUGAGCGUGUUUAGUAGCAAGGGGAGCGGGUCGCUUGCUGGUGCUAAGAUUGCUCCGGCUUCGGCAUUGUGA
This is a messenger RNA of Sordaria macrospora k-hell, 1014 nucleotides long. RefSeq lists its product as uncharacterized. The record is from RefSeq and is a predicted model, not a curated record. NCBI's taxonomy places the organism in Eukaryota, Fungi, Ascomycota, Sordariomycetes, Sordariales, Sordariaceae. Gene Ontology annotation, biological process: endoplasmic reticulum to Golgi vesicle-mediated transport; vesicle fusion with Golgi apparatus. Gene Ontology annotation, cellular component: trans-Golgi network.